This is a messenger RNA of Colias croceus (clouded yellow), 3832 nucleotides long. RefSeq names its product type II inositol 1,4,5-trisphosphate 5-phosphatase (gene Ocrl). The transcript has a single exon. The record is from RefSeq and is a predicted model, not a curated record. Bases 81 to 2645 code for a protein of 854 amino acids. Gene Ontology annotation, biological process: signal transduction; phosphatidylinositol dephosphorylation. NCBI's taxonomy places the organism in Eukaryota, Metazoa, Arthropoda, Insecta, Lepidoptera, Pieridae. Gene Ontology annotation, molecular function: phosphatidylinositol-4,5-bisphosphate 5-phosphatase activity; inositol phosphate phosphatase activity. Gene Ontology annotation, cellular component: membrane.
UAUCGAUGGCAUAAAAAUUAUGUCAGAACGAAUUAGUUUGUGUAUUUUCUCGAUGUAGCUAAUAAACAGUGAGAAUCAAAAUGAAUCACGAAGAAAUAAGAGCAGUGGUGCAAGAAAAAUUUUUGUCCAGUGAGAAAGUUACAGCUUUUCUGUCUGAUGCAAAAGUGCUCCACCCAGACUGGGUAAAGAAAGAUAGACUUCUCGCCAUCGUAGAAUACGGGGACGAGAAAGCUGUUUUUUGUUUAUUCUCGUCAUGCUACCCACCAAAGUCCUUCACCGAUUUAUCGAUAGAAAUAGUAUUGCCUAUAGACAACAGUUUCAAGUGUGAAAUCGAUAACAAACCGUCGGAUCCUGAAGCAAUCUUGUACCUGAAUUUACAGUCUCGUAAUAAUAAGUUCAAGUUCGAAAUACAAAUGACACCGCGCGUCGAUAAUUUCGUGGACGACCUAUUUAGAGGAAUAGAAGCUGUAAACAAGAUACCGACACAACCAGAGUUUGUAUGGCUCAAAAAAUACAGUACAAAAAAUGAGGAGGAUAUAAUAACUGAAAGUAUAAUUCUUCCGAGAAGUGGAAUUUCCAAUAUGCAGACCUCUGCUCCAGUUGCCAUAAGAGAAAGCUUGAUAAAAAGGAAGAUGAGUGACAAGGAAUCAGAUUAUACAUUUACUAAAAAAUUCUCAAUUUUCUGUGGAACUUGGAAUGUAAACGACAAAUCUCCUGUCAUUCCACUGAAAGGGUGGUUGAGUGUAGAAAAAGAGCCCCCAGAUAUAUAUGCUGUGGGUUUCCAAGAACUUGACUUGUCAAAGGAGACAUUCCUCUUUGAUCAAACAUUCAGAGAGGAUGAAUGGUACUGUGCAGUUUUGAAUUAUGUUGAUAAGAGAGCCAAGUAUGUGAAAAUUGAGAAAGUAAGACUUGUGGGCAUGUUGCUUAUCGUCCUGAUUAAAGAGCAGUAUUUUCCUUUUGUCAGGAACGUAGUUUGUGACACAGUUGGUACUGGUAUCAUGGGUAAAAUGGGAAACAAGGGUGGAGUAGCCAUAAGAUUUGAUUUUCACAACACAUCUAUAUGCUUUGUGAACUCUCACCUAGCUGCACAUGUUGAAGAAUAUGAACGACGCAAUCAAGAUUUCAGAGACAUAUGCAACAGGACAAGGUUUCCGCAGACCAACCAGCAACCCAAAGCUAUCAAAGAUCAUGAUCAUGUCUACUGGUUGGGUGACCUCAACUAUCGCAUAACUGAAUUGGAUCCUAUGGCGGUAAAGAAAUUGGUCAAUGAAAACAAUUUUGCUCCAGUCUUGGAGUGGGACCAGCUAAAACAACAGCACAAAAACAACAAUGUCUUUGCUGGAUACCAUGAAGGAACCAUAACUUUUAAACCCACUUAUAAAUAUGAUCCAGGGACUGACCAUUGGGAUUCCAGUGAGAAACACCGAGCUCCAGCUUGGUGCGACAGAAUUUUCUGGAAAGGAGAAAGAAUUAGUCAACUAGCAUAUAGAAGCCAUCCAGCCUUAAAUAUAAGUGAUCAUAAACCAGUUUCAGCAUUAUUUAGCUCAGAAAUUAAAAUAAUUGAUGAAGAGAAAUACAGGAAAAUAUAUGAGGAAGUUAUAAAACAACUUGAUAAGCUAGAAAAUGAGUUAAUACCACAAGUGAAGGUCGAUGUAACUGAAGUUGAUUUUGGCACAGUUAAGUAUUUAGAAUUGCAAACUAGAACAAUAACUAUAAAGAAUACAGGAAAACUACCAGUUGAAUUCGAGUUUAUUAAGAAAUUGGAUGAAACAAGCUUCUGCAAAGAGUGGCUCAUUGUUGAGCCGUACAAAAAGUGCAUAUGUGCUGAUGAAACUUGUGAAAUUCAACUCAAAGUCCUGAUCAAUAAGACAUCUGCUUGUAAAAUGAAUAAUGGGACCGACAAACUAUAUGACAUUUUGGUAUUACAUUUAUAUGGGGGUAAGGAUAUAUUUAUCACAGUCAAUGGAACUUACGAAAGAAGUUGUUUUGGCUGUUCCAUUGAAGUACUUGUUAAUUUAAACAUGCCUAUAAGAGAUGUGCCUGCUGGAAAAAUGAUUGAGUUGGAGAAUAAGAGAGACCAAUGUGUUACCACCCAAGCAACUUACGCAAUACCAAAAGAAAUAUGGUUUUUAGUUGACCAUAUUUAUUUGCAUGGGUUGAAAGAGCCAAACUUGUUUGAGCAGCCUGGCUUACAUUCAGAAGUCUUGCAAAUAAGGGACUGGUUAGACAAUGGAUCAAUUGACCCCGUUCCAGGCAGUAUACAUUCAGUUGCUGAGGCUUUGCUGCUUCUACUGGAGAGCACAGCAGAUCCAAUCAUUCCUUACAAUCUACAGGCUGUCUGUUUAAGGGCAUCAGUAAAUUACUUACAAUGCAAGCAAAUUGUAAUGGAGCUGCCAGAGUUCAGAAAGAAUGUUUUUCUGUAUCUGUGCGAAUUUUUGCAAGAAGCGUUGCAACACAGUGCCGAAAAUGGACUGGAUCCGAAGACACUGUCAACACUUUUUGGCGCCAUAUUUUUAAGGGACAAUCCCAAUAUAGUACAAGAACCCCAGUCAAGAAUUAAUAAACAGGUCAUAGACAAGAAGAAGGCACAAUUUGUGUAUCAUUUUCUGGUAAAUGAUCAUAGUGACUUAAUUUUUACCAAAUAGAUUUAUUUUAAAUUAUUUUCAUAAGCUAUUUAAUACUCAAAACAUUCUCCAUUAGAAAUUCGUAUAUGCUUUGUUGUGGAUUUUAGUCAUUAUUUAUUAUAGUUUUUAGAAUAUUAUAUAGAUCUUCUCAUUGUAUGUUUACAUGACAUAUUUAUACUUACUAUAAUACAAUAUAUUAUUAUUUAAAUAGUUAAUAAAUACCAACGAACAGCAAGCGGCCAAUUAAUGAUUUUAGUGUAAUUUUUAAUGGUACAUAUUAAUUUGUAAAACAAGUAUUUUUUAGUUAAGGCAUGGAUAAGGCAUUGUUGCCAUUUUUUUAGUUAAAAAUUUAAAGUAAAUCGGACUAAUCUUAUUGUACUUGCAAUUUAUUGUACCUAAUAGGUAACAUUUACUUAAACUAUUAUUUAUUUAGAUAAAAAAGGGCCAGGUCAAUAAUCACCAUAUUCAUUAGCAGACGACAAAUUGCAUAGCCAUAGAUUUCCUUUCUGUAAAAGUAUGUGUAUUUUAUGGUAGUUUGACAACAGCCAGCUAAUUUUCUGGUUAUAAUAUAUUACAAUGUUUUGCUUCGGAGUUUUGGAUGUAUUUUUACAAAUAUUUUGUAAUAAGUUUACACGCCAAGGAACGCAGUUACGGCCAAUGUCCAAAUGAGACGAGUACACGGCCGCCAUUUAUAUUUUGUUUGAAUAAUUACGUUUAUUAGGGGAAUAACCAAUAACUAGAUUUCUACAUGUCUACGUGAUUACAAAUAUCUUAGACGGCGUUUUUGAACUGUUUCUGAUUUUUGGUUGUUAUGGUAUUAGAGAUAGAGAAUAUUAUUUAAAAACUUUACGUUAAAUAUAGGAAAUGUAUGGUGCUCCCAAAGGGAGAAUUUUUUGAGCAGUGUCUUUCGAUAGGUUUUUUUUUAUCAAAUCUUGAAAAAAAAAGUGAAUGUUUCAGAACUGUUUACCUACAAAUUUACACUUUAUUAAGUACGUAUUUUUCACUCAAUUAUUUUCUACACCAGGUUUCAGGUCACAUUUUGUAUACUUAAAAUAUUAGAUAAUAAAUGUAUCAAAGAUGUUUCAAUGUUAAAAAGUUGAAGCUUUUGUACCUAGAUGUACAAUCUAUAUGUAGUGUUACUACACAAGAUGUAUCAAUGUAUCGAUUACACAUAUUUAUCGAUAACCUAAUAAAUUGUCUUGAAGGUG